CCGCCAAAAAACCCUCUCAAACAAUGACAGCUGUCAUGUUGACAAGUUAACGUCAAGUGUUUUCUAAUUCUUGAAAUAAAUUUCUCUGUGUUGUUUAAUUCAAAAUGAGGGAAAUUUUAGCACUUUUGUGCAUUUUUUCCUGUUGCGUGUUUCUGUCACAGGCCCAGUCUUACGACGAUAAAAGGUGCAAAUGUAUCUGCCCAAGUAUUUCUUCGGUGACCAACAGCACCGAAACGUCGCAUAUGGCGCGCAUUAUGUACAUCACAAAUGUACCUCCUAAAAAAUGUAACUGUGACGGAGUUAUUUUGCCGCGAAUUGGUAGAGAAUUGCAAGGCAAGGAACAGGAAUUCUGUCCUCGAUGCGAGUGCAAAUACGAGAACAGAAACACAGGAAUUAUAAAAGUAGUAGUUAUUAUAGUCAUUUGGGUUAUUUCAAUUCUGGUCAUCUAUAUGGCAUUUUUGAUCAUUUUGGAUCCGUUGCUUAAUAAGCGGAUCAAAGGCAGCUACCAGGAACACACAAAUGAAGAUGAUGAAGCAAGCGCUGCGGGCCCCAUGUAUCACAAUAUGAGUCUAAGGGGAAAUGUCUUAAAUAGGGUGGGACAUCAGCAGGAUAAGUGGAAGAAACAGGUGAAGGAACAGAGACGUAACAUCUACGAUAGGCAUACCAUGUUAAAUUAAAAUAAUAUAUUUAGUUCUUCCAAAACAUUGUUAAUGAUUUUGUUUACAAUAUUUAGGUAUUUUUACUUAUGCAAGUAACUGUAUCAAGAGUGCUGUGAAGUUUCAUCAACUUUGUCAGUUAUCUGUCAAAUUUUCACAGUACUUUUUAUAAACACUUUGUACAUAAAUCAUUUUUGUUUGUUUGUACAUAAAUUUUUCAUAUUAUAUUUGAGUCUCAUAAAUUUAACUAGUAUUUUCUGUAUACUUAUUGUGAUAAAUAUAUUGUCUAAAUUUAA
Messenger RNA from Tribolium castaneum (red flour beetle), 952 nucleotides. RefSeq lists its product as uncharacterized. The record is from RefSeq and is a predicted model, not a curated record. Lineage: Eukaryota; Metazoa; Arthropoda; Insecta; Coleoptera; Tenebrionidae. The transcript has 4 exons. Gene Ontology annotation, cellular component: lysosomal membrane. Bases 105 to 677 code for a protein of 190 amino acids.